AACACAACCCCCCCGCCCCCCCGCGCCUCAAUCUCUCUCUCCCCGGAGUUCCGUCUCUAUUCUCCGCUCAAUAUCGCAGCAGAAGUGGGCGUCCCUGAUUCUUGCCCCUCCUCUCUCUCUCUCUAUCUCUCUCUCUCCCCUCAAUUCGAACACUUUCUCUCACCCCUCAUUCGCUCUCCCUCUCUCUCCCCUCGAGCCAUCGCACUUGGUUCUCUCUCUCUCAAGCCAGAAACUCUCUUUCUCACCCCUCAGGCGCUCUCCCUCUCUCUCCCCUCAGUCGAUCUCCGUCGACCGGCCGGUUGCUCUGUUGAGUAAAAACUUGAAUGAUGAGUGUUUUCAGGGAUGAUGUUGAGAUUUUAGAUUCUGCUAAUUCUAGUGCCGACGGAGUUGAGAUGAUUGAAGACUUGGAUGUUGAGGUUGUAGAAGAUAGGAACUUGCCCAAGGAACUAAAGAUGAUGUCAUCUUCAUAUGUGGAGCCGUAUGUGGGGCUACAGUUUGACGAUCUAGAAGAUGCACAUACUUGCUAUAAAGUCUUCUCCAGACGAACUGGUUUUAGCAUUCGAACAAACCAUACUCGGUUGUCAAAGGAAAACAGAUCAUUAAUUGGGGUAGAAUAUGUUUGUUCUAGAGAAGGAUUCCGUCGCCAUUAUUCUAAAUUGAAAGAAAGAGUAAGACCCGAGGCUGCAGAAACAAAGAUUGGGUGUAAAGCGAUGAUGACAAUAAGAAAGGAUGGAGAAAAAUGGGUUGUGUCCAAAUUUGUACUUGAGCAUAAUCAUGAGUUGCUAUCACCUAGGAGUACAAGUUUGCUUCGUGGGCAUAGACGGGUGACACCAGCGCAAAAAAAUCUAAUAGAAACGCUAAAUGAAUCGGGGAUACCAACACGGAAAAUAAUGUCUGUUUUGAGUAAGGAGUCUGGUGGUGACUAUAAUGUUGGUUGUAUUGGUAAAGACAUUCAUAAUUACUUGGGCAAAAGAAGGAGAAAAGUUCUUGGAGAGGAAGAUGCACAAAGCUUGUAUACUUACUUUUUAGAAAGUGAACGUAAUAAUCCAGGCUUUGUGUAUUCGAUCCAAGUCGAUGUAGAUGGGUCGAUGGGGAAUUGCUUUUGGGCAGAUGCUAAAUCACGAGCCGCAUACCAAUAUUUUGGGGACGUUGUGACUUUUGAUGCUACGUACCUCACAAAUCGCUACAAGAUGCCUUUUGUUCUAUUUACUGGAGUUAACCAUCAUCAUCAAUCUGUGAUGUUUGGAUGUGCCUUACUCAUAAAUGAGACAGUCGAGUCUUAUACAUGGUUAUUGAAAACAUGGCUAGAAGCGAUGCUUGGUCGUGCUCCAUCUACAAUAAUCACUGAUGAUGACAAGGCAAUGACUAAGGCCAUCGCCGAGGUAUUGCCCGAUACAACUCACAAAUUGUGCAUAUGGCAUCUUUUACAAAAAGUUCCUGAACAUUUAGGUCAUGUCUCUAAUAGAUAUCCACAAUUUCAAGAAGAUUUUCAUCAUUGUAUUCAUGAAACACUCACAGUUGAAGAGUUUGAGUUGGAGUGGACUGAAAUGUUAUUGAAAUAUAAAUUGGAAGAAAAUAGUUGGUUGCAGAAUAUUUAUACUAGGCGGGCAAAGUGGGUGCCGGCUUACUUGAGAGGCAUAUUUUGUGCUGGAAUGUCCACAACUCAACGAAGUGAGAGUAUGAACAAGUUUUUUAAAGAUUAUGUUCGUUCAAAUACGAUGGUUAGUGACUUCGUCCAUCAAUAUGAUAAAGCAUUGAACGCCUUUUAUCUCAGUGAGAAAGAAAAUGAUGUGAAGACAAAAACUACCAAGCCAAUUAUGAGAACUUCUUACAAAGUUGAAGAGGAAGUAGCCAAGAUCUACACAAGAACAUCAUUUUUGAUUUUCCAAGAAGAGUUAUUUAAUAGCCAACGGUACAAAGCUUCUAAAACACGUGAGGAAGAUGGACGAAAAAUAUAUUUGGUGACACUUGAUGGAAAAGAAAGUUCGGCAUAUGAAGUAACACUUGGGAGGGAGAAGCACAAUGUUUCUUGUACAUGUUGUAAGUUUGAAUUUAUUGGCUUUUUAUGCCGGCACAGCCUACAUAUUUUGGGAAAAAAAUCUAUAAUGAACAAUAUACUGCAAUCAUAUGUUUUAGAGAGGUGGACGAUCAAUGCAAAAAGUCGCGUGGUACAUGGGAUAUGUGGUGAUGAGGGGCUAGUGGAGACAGUCCCAACUGCAUUAGUCAUGAAACAUCGUUUGAUGAGACAGUUUUAUGAAGUUGCCGAGAUGGGGUCACAAUCUAUCCAAAGAUAUGAGCAUGUUUCUAGGGGCAUUGAGAAUAUCCGGCAAGUCUUGAUGAAUGUUGAUGACGGAAACAUUGAGGGACAUACGGUCCAUAGCCAAAACAUCGAUGAAUAAAUGUCUCUUGAUGAAUGUUGAUGAUGGAAACAUUGAGGGGCCAGUGGACUCUCAUUCAAAUUUGUAUGAAAUGGUUUUGUUGGUUUUGUGCCGAGACGGCAUUGUAAGAACAGUUUGAAGAAUAUGACACAUUUUGAGAAGGCAUUUUGACA
This is a messenger RNA of Juglans regia (Persian walnut), 2551 nucleotides long. RefSeq names its product protein FAR1-RELATED SEQUENCE 5-like. The transcript has 2 exons. Lineage: Eukaryota; Viridiplantae; Streptophyta; Magnoliopsida; Fagales; Juglandaceae. The record is from RefSeq and is a predicted model, not a curated record. Gene Ontology annotation, molecular function: zinc ion binding. Bases 324 to 2399 code for a protein of 691 amino acids.